Molecule: messenger RNA, 1229 nt
Organism: Hippocampus comes (tiger tail seahorse)
Lineage: Eukaryota; Metazoa; Chordata; Actinopteri; Syngnathiformes; Syngnathidae
Product: Golgi phosphoprotein 3
Exons: 3
Coding region: 89-709 (206 amino acids)
Biological process (GO): Golgi organization; Golgi to plasma membrane protein transport; retrograde vesicle-mediated transport, Golgi to endoplasmic reticulum
Cellular component (GO): cytosol; trans-Golgi network; Golgi cisterna
Molecular function (GO): phosphatidylinositol-4-phosphate binding
Source: RefSeq, a predicted model, not a curated record
UCUCCAUUUUAUAGGGGAUGUGUGUUCUAUUUUAUAGGGAUAUACAUCAUUCUGGAAUGACUGCAUUUCAUCGGGGUUACGAGGCUGCAUGCUGAUUGAGCUCGCUCUGCGCGGUCGUCUUCAGUUGGAAGCCUGUGGCAUGCGGAGGAAAGGUCUUCUUGCCAGAAAGGUGAUUUGCAAGUCAGACGCUCCUACGGGUGACGUACUUCUGGAUGAAGCAUUAAAACACAUCAAAGAGACCCAACCACCAGAGACUGUACAGAGCUGGAUCGAACUACUCAGUGGAGAGACAUGGAAUCCGCUGAAGCUUCAUUAUCAGCUGAGGAAUGUCCGUGAAAGACUCGCCAAAAAUUUGGUGGAGAAAGGUGUUCUUACCACUGAAAAGCAGAACUUCCUGCUUUUUGAUAUGACCACACACCCGCUUACUAACAAUAACCUCAAACAGCGUCUCAUCAAGAAGGUCCAAGAGGCGUUAUUGGAUCGGUGGGUGAAUGACCCACAUCGAAUGGACAAGCGAGUUCUCGCGCUCGUUUUCUUAGCCCAUUCCUCUGACGUCUUGGAAAACGCCUUUGCGCCGUUGCUAGAUGACCAGUACGACAUGGCAAUGAAAAGAGUACGGCUGCUGCUGGAACUGGAGCCCGAAAGUGAAAGUCUUAAGGCCAACACAAAUGAGCUUUUAUGGGCUGUAGUCGCUGCUUUCACCAAAUGAUGCAACAAUGACGACAGCGAGCAUGAGGCAACAUAGUUUGGGAACAUUGUGUGUUUGUCAAGGAAUCAGGAAUACUGCCUUCGCCAUUGGGGACCUGACUAACGUAUACUCUGUCUGGAUCUUGCCUUGAUUUCAUACCUUGGUCAUGUACGUCUCUCCCCCUGUAUUUGAAGGAACAUGCUUACAUUUUGCUCAUGAUCUCUUUCAAACUUAAAAUGAGAGCAUUUGUGAAUUGGUCAACGCAGGAAUCUUGUCUGUGGUUAGUGUUUGCUUUGGUUUGUGUCCAAAUGUCAGACGUUAUUUUUUAUAAAAAAAAAUUCUUCUUGCUCCUUCAUGUAUACACCAGUGACAGUCUCAAGAAUUCAAUGCCCGACUGUGAUGUGAGGGAUUUGAAUUGGAACAGGGUCAUACAUUGUCAGUGGCCCGGGCCACGACGCGACAGCCUCGGGCCACCCAGAGUUCACUGAUGUAGGUCUGCCUUGAGCAGUACCAGUUUCAUAAAUAAAUACAAUGGAAUCGA